This is a messenger RNA of Cottoperca gobio, 2812 nucleotides long. It is a transcript of the gene ppm1nb, whose product is annotated as protein phosphatase, Mg2+/Mn2+ dependent, 1Nb (putative). The transcript has 6 exons. The coding region runs from base 337 to 1611 and encodes 424 amino acids. Gene Ontology annotation, biological process: protein dephosphorylation. Gene Ontology annotation, molecular function: protein serine/threonine phosphatase activity; manganese ion binding; magnesium ion binding. The record is from RefSeq and is a predicted model, not a curated record. Lineage: Eukaryota; Metazoa; Chordata; Actinopteri; Perciformes; Bovichtidae.
AAGGAGAGAAGAGCUAUGAGAAAGCGAGAAAGGAGGUGAAAUCACAGCAGCACAGAGGAGAGACCAAAACAAGGAGGAGAGAGAGGAUGAGUGGAGGAGAGAGCGCCGAUCAGUGAAGUCUCUAGAGAGGAGAAAGGAGAGGAAGGAGAUGAGCAGGGAGAGGGGGGUGAGUAGCAGCCAGCACUAAGAACAUAUAUCAGCUCAGGCAGCCAUGCUCUGAGCCCUGGAGCAGCAGGGGCUACGCAGACACUGCACAGGCCCGGCAUCAGGCCCAGCCAUAAACACAGAAGCAGGGAUAAAAGAAGAUUCCCCUCACAUCAGCUGUGCAUCAGAGCCAUGAGGACAGCCAGGAAGGGCAGCGUGGAGAUGCCUGCGUUUAUGCGGCAUCUGGUGAAAGAGACGGAGAAGAGAGUCAGCUCUUUCUUCAAAGGGGGCCGUGGAGGAGCAGCAGAGGGUGAGCAGCCAGGGGAUGGAGAGAGGGAGGAGGUCAUCCCCAGCCCCUACCUGGACCGGCCGGUCCUGGACAAGCUAAUGGAAGAGGGCUGCGCACGCUGGGGCCUCACCUACGCCUUGGGAAGCAUGCAGGGCUGGAGGGCCAACAUGGAGGACUACCACAACUGUGUGCCACAGCUGGGUGGAGAGCUGGCCGACUGGAGCUUCUUCGCUGUGUUCGAUGGUCACGCAGGCAGCACGGUGGCACAGUACUGCUCCCAGCACCUUCUGGGUCAGAUCCUCGCCACAGGUGGGAUGGGACCAGAGGACAACCCUGAGAGGGUGAAAGGAGCCCUCAUCGAGGGCUUCAUGCACACAGACAAGCACCUGCACUCUGUGGCACGUCGAGAAGGCUGGGAGAGGGGUGGCACCACUGUGGUGGCUGCUGUCAUAUCACCGUAUUACAUCUACUUCGCCAACUGUGGCGAUUCAAGGGCCAUGCUGUGCCGGUCUGGCCAGGUUUGCUUCUCCACUGAGGACCACAAACCUUACAGCCCUCUGGAGAAAGAGCGCAUUGAGAGUGCAGGUGGCUCUGUGUCCAUCCAAAGGAUCAACGGCUCCUUGGCCGUGUCCCGUGCUCUGGGGGACUUCAGCUACAAGGGAGCAGAGAAUCGGACGCCCACCGAGCAGAUGGUGUCACCAGAGCCAGAGGUGUGCGUGUUGGAGCGCUCACCAGCAGAUGAGUUCCUGGUGCUCGCCUGCGACGGAGUGUGGGACAUCAUCAGCAACGAGGAGCUGUGCGCCUUCAUCCACAACCGGCUGAGUGUCUGCACUGACCUGAGAGACGUCUGCGCUCAAGUCAUUGACCUCUGUCUCUAUAAGGGCAGCCUGGACAACAUCAGCAUCAUCCUGCUGUGCUUCCCUGGAGCCCCCCAGCUGUCAGCAGAGGCAUUACACCAAGAGGCCGAGCUGGAGGACCUGCUGGAGUCCAAAGUAGCAGAGAUUUACGAUGAGCUGUGCGCCAGAGGGGAGGAACCUGACCUGCUGUCUGUCCUCACAAUCCUCGCAUCCACUGUCAUCCCUGGUUUACCACCAGGUGGAGGCAUACAGAGCAAAAGGAACUGCAUUAUUUCUGCUUACUACCAACAAAGAGAGACUCACAAGCCCAAUGGCAUGUGAGGCUCCUGAGAAGCCUGGCUGGUCGCCAAGGGUCCAUAGAGGGACUAUAAUUAAUGUUGAAACUGUUUUCUUUAUGUGUGCACUUUGACAAAAAGGGAGAUGAUGAACAGACAGGGGUGUUUGUUUACAUCCUACUAGCAAGCAGCAUCGUGUUAUAACAAAUACAAUGCAAGAAUAGAUCUAAUAAAGCCUGAUAUAUUUUAUAUUUAUACAAGAAGGACAUUUUGUAUAACUUACUCAGAUACACUGAUCCAGCAACAAACCUCUGCCUCAAAUUCAGUGAACUAAAGAUACAGAUGAUUUCAAAUGACUGUAAAACUGAAUAACGACCAGCUGUGAAAUUGUACAUUUGCAUUGGAUGAAAUAGGAAAUAUAAGUGUGUGUGUAUUUAGAGAUGUAUUUUAAAGAUGAUGAUUUAAGAAUAGAUAUAAUAAAAUAAUACUUUUUUAGGAUUAGGAUAGUUAGUGCUAGACAAAAGCUAGUGUGCAGCGAACAUACAUCCAUUUGUUUCAACAUUGAUUGCUAACAGUGCUAGCGGCUGGGCAGGUGAUGGGAACGCACAAAUGUAUAUUCUUCCCUCAUGGUUGAAUAAACACUAAUUCAAUGUUUAAUUCUUCCAACUAAAGCUCAAUGCAUACACAUAUUUAGUCAAGAAAAAAUACAUUUCACACAAAAUCUAAACCAUUAUUUAGUUUAAACAUGUAGAAUAAUAAUAAUAACUUGGAUUAAGUGUUUGGAAGAAGAGUUAUAUGUUGAAAUAAUUUAGGAGAUUAUACAGCAUGUUGCAAUUUCAUUGUAACCAAAGAAAGUCUGAAUGAAAGUAUCCAAAAAAUGGCAAGAUACCCUAAAUUCUAUAUUUACUGACCAAUCCAAAUAGAUUUUACUUGAAUAAGUUCUACAUGUACACUUUUGUUGGUUGCAAUUAUUUCUAUAUAAUAACCAUAUUUCUAAACAUUGUUCUUCAAUGCUGUGUAUGUGAAAUGCGUCUUUCCAUAAGUUUGAUGAUAUGUACUGUGCUGCCUUAUUCAUCUUUUAUAUAGUUGAUAAAACAAACAGCAUCAGAACAAGUCAGUUUUCAGAAUGGGUCAUUUUAUCUUCAUCGUUUAUUGUCAUAUUAUUUCAGUGUGUAAUUCUCUGUAUAUAGACAUUACAUGUUAAGAGUCAUGACGGUUUGAAACCUAAAUAAAGAAUAUUUAAUUGA